AUGUCUGUGCCCCAGUCUCCAUCCACUGACACCCCAGAAGCGGCGCAAAACAAUUUAAAUGCGCAUGAUAAUGUAUUCGACGAAGAGGAACUCACUAGUGGUCAGAAUAACGCCGCCGAUAACCGCGAUUACACGACACGAAUGGAUGAAAUUCUAGAGGAUGAUAACGAUGAGCAGGUUGGCAGUGAUGAAGAACCGUUCAAAUACGCCGGAGUAGAUGCGUCAGUAGAGGCAACCAUGGAUUACAACUCUCAGCUUCACGAUAUUCUCGGGCCAGAUGAUGAAGCUGGAGAGCAAGAAGUUGAAGUCGAGCUUCGACAGUUCGAUGAUUCAGAUGAGUUUGAAACCCAAGGACUCGCGCAAGGCGAUUUACAUGGGUACCCUAUAACCAAUUCAAAGCCAAUCUCAUUACCAGUGUCACCUCAACGUGUAACCUCUCCUGAACCUCAAGAUCCACUCAAACGCCCAGCUUUCUUGCAUCCCCAUGUAUCUCGGCUUCGCUCUUUCGUACCUCAAGAUCGACAUUCAUCAGCUUCCCAGGCUAGUUACGCGUCGCAGCGUUCAGCCAGCGGAUUGCCCGCACUUUCUGCCGCUCCAUCUCACUUUUCCGCUAUAUCUCGAUCUUCUUCAAGGUCUAGGCUAUCUGAUAACUCCCAAAAACCCAUUCGGGACGCUUUCAGGUGGACAACGCUCGAUACCGCUAGCAGUCUAACACACUCCACCUCCUUGUACGGGCGUGCGACUGUUCUGGCGGCGAACGGCUUAAUAUGCCUGGGAACUUCUUCAUCGCGUGCACUUAUAUUUGAUUUUCGACAACAAUUGAAGCAUGUCAUCACGCCCCCAAAUACAUUGACCACGCAUCCUGGUGCUGUAACCGCCAUUGCCCUAUCGACAGACCACACCUAUGUCGCCGUUGGACACGGCAGGGGACAUGUAUUCCUGUAUGAUCUUUCAAGCCCUCAAACUCCAGCACGUACUGUGGAACCUGUCUCACUCAAAGCUGUUCUCGCUGGUCGCAAAGAAGGGCAUCUCAUCGACACUCCUGUAAUUCAUGUCAGUUUCGUUGGCGCCAGACAUACAGCAAUCGUUACUGCUGAUGCCGCGGGACUAGCGUUCUACCACAGCCUCGGGAAGCUCUUUUUUGUCGAAGCAAGCGACGUAGUUAGAAUUCUAGGUCGCUAUCCAACACCUGUGGAGGCACCCAUUGGUCCCGCUACUGAAGCACGUCUUCGGCCUGACGUGAAAGGAAAGGGAAAGUCUGCUGAUAACGCAGCACAUGCCCGCAUACCAACGACUGCCAUCGUUCGAGUUGCAUCUCUGCCCCUUGGGACUAUACAACAUUCAACAGAUGGGUAUCAAAUCCAAGCUUUGAUCACCCCCUCAAAAUUAAUAGUCGUUGGGUUUAAGCCAUCUCCCAAAACUUGGUUUAGACGCCAUAAUCCAAAUCAAGGGUCGAGGAAUGAGCCAUUGCUGGCCUGGUUUCCUGCCUAUACGACGUCCAAUAGUAUCAGUAAACAAAGCGACACUGGACGCGGGAAAGUCGGUUCUAUUGCUUCCCCAGUUCUCGUCUAUACCUGGGGGAACAUUCUUCAUUUUCUCGGAGUCAAAGAGGAUCGCAUCACCCAACGCGUGCGAGACGAGAAGAAGGGGAAAAUCGACAGGCUCGAAGUUGGGACGUUGGUAUUUAACGAACUAAAGACUAUUGAUUUGGGCGAACAUGAACAAGUUAGGGCGCUUCAGUGGCUCAAUACUCAGCAAUUACUUGUGGUGGUACGGCCCACUGCUCUCCUUGUUUACGACGUACCAAGUGGUAACAAAGUAGAGAGUGUGGACUUAGACCACAGCUGGUUACACCCUGUGAUGUUUACACCUCAAAUGCCGUCAUCCGUAUCCCACAACGUGAAAGUUUACAAAGGCAAGACAUUCUUGUUGGGGCAAGACGAGCUACGGGUCGGGACUCUUCUCUCGUGGGCAGACCACAUCCUGAACCGCGUUAAAUCGGGUGAUUUUAUUGGUUCCAUCGAUCUGGCACGAGAAUACUAUACCUCUACCGCACCAGGGAGCACCUAUGGUCUUCCCCCAGAUCCCAGACCCGUAGUUGGAGCUAAAUUGCUGGAACUAAUGUCAUCUUCCGCCCAAUUCGCGUUUUCGGAGCAGCGUAUGCGGGAGGGCAGUGGUGCCAAUAGCGACCCGACUCUUUAUCCUCGCUUAGUGGAAUCAUGUGCAAAGGCUUGCAUGGCUAUGGGCGAUAUGUCAUUCUUCUAUGACGAUCUAUGGGAAGACUAUGCCGAACAUGGGAUUGGUGCAAUAUUUUUGGAUACUCUCAUACCCUUGGUGCUGGAUAACAUGGUCCCAUCUGAUGUCCCACCUGUCGUAUCACAGCGCCUAGUGGAAUAUUGCGACGAGCGAGGUGAACAUAAGCAGGCCGAAAAGCUGAUAUGGCAUAUUGAACCUGAAUGCUUGGAUGUGAACCAUGCGAUUGGCCUUUGCAAGCGACACGCCUUGUACGAUGCACUCAUAUAUGUUUACAACGCUGGUUUGCACGAUUAUGUCUCUCCAAUCGUCGAAUUCCUAUCGCUGAUCAGAGACAUUCAGAAACGGCGAAGAGAAGAUUCCGGGUCGGAGGCACUGGAGACAUACUUGGAAGAAGCUGUUCCAAAUGCAUAUAAAGUCUACGACUAUCUAAAUAACAUAUUGACCGGUCUUUCGUAUCCUUCCAAGCGCCGUAUGGACAAUGGGGUCGAUCAAGCUAAAGCAAGCGUGUACUCUUUUUUAUGCUUCGGAAGGUCGAGCACCUGGGCCGGAAAACUUGUACUCACCGCGGAGGAAGACGGAGGAGUGGAGCCACCCUAUCCCUACCUUCGACAAUUGCUCCGGUUCGAUGCGGAGGCCCUGCUAAAUUCGCUAGACCUUGCUUUCGAAGACUCGUAUCUCAACGGCCCCGAUGAGGCAGUCAGCCGACAAGUGAUUAUAAACAUCCUUCUGGAUGUGCUUGCAUCGCCUCCAACUACAGGUUCAUCGAAUCUAUCAGCUAGCGCCACCAGUUUCAUCCGAAUAUUUAUCGCCCGUAAUGUCCCAAAAUAUCCUCAGUUUAUACAUAUUUCCCCUAGCGCUCUUCAUCGCAUACUCGUCGCCCUUGCCUCCGAUUCUGAUUCCGAGACCCGAGAAGAUUGCCAACUAGCCGCGGAAUUCUUGCUUUCGGUCUAUAACCCAACUGGCGCGACCGAAUUGCGCGAGCUAUUUAAGCGUGCCGGAUUUUUCCGCAUCCUUCGCUCUAUGUAUCGCACAGAAAAGCAGUGGGUGCUACUGGCGGAAGCGUACCUACAAGACCCUAGCGUCGGCGCUCAUGAACUAUUUACGAACUUGAACGAGAUACUGGAACGGACACGAUCCCAGAAGGACCGGUUUGACGAAAUCCUUGCUUUGAUCCAAAACUACUUGCACCCCCUGGUGCAACUCGGCUUAAUUCAAACAGCCUACCUGCUCGACAAAUUCGCACCUUCCUUACACGUUCAAGCUGCCGAACUACUUAAAGCAGAGCACCUACGUUUCAAGUACUUGCGUGCUUUAGUACAGCCACAUCUGGCAUGGGAAGUAGAUGAUGAUGAACAGGAGGCGAUUCACAUCGCCCCGCCUCCCUCGCAACAUUUAGACGCUAGUUUACAACGAGAAUAUCUCUCGCUUAUGUGCCAGGAGGAACCAGAGACUAUCCUUCCAUUGCUAGAAUCCGACUCUGGAGCUUCUUUCGGCGUAGAGCAAAUAAUUGACAUCUGCUCCCAACACAAAAUGUUUAACGUCAUCGUAUGGGCAAUCGGUCGCGAAAGUGGGGCAGCACCCGCCAUCAAGCAACUGGAAGAAUUCCAACAAAACCAGACGGCGGAAAUCAUCCAGUGGAUAUCUGCCGCAGAUGAUUCCUUCCACAAUGGAGACUAUCCUGUGGAGCCCAUGGGCAGAUUGAAUGCGCUGUCAAAAACAGGUGUGCGUCUCUGCGAGCAAGCCAAGCAGGAAGACCUUUGGUUCCAACUACUUCGCGCCCAAAUUCGUAGCGUCCAGAGUGUUGUAUCUAUAGGCUCUAUUGCCCUAGAACGAGCACAGUUGCCCAUCAAUGAGCUACGCGCAACUAUUCAAGCUACAUUUUCCGCACUGACUGCACAAUCGUCGUCCCAACAACUCUCCUUCCCCAGGCUUUUCCGGCGUCUCCUAGACUCAAGCCAAGAAGAGCUUAUGCCAACGAAAAAUACCUAUACAGAGUUUCGACUCAUUUUGACUGGUAUGCUCGAAACAUAUCGGGCCGAAGGCGAUGUAUUGGGCAUAACCCAACGGCUAGUAGAGCAGGACUUAUUUGAGGUUAUGAACGAACACGUGCUUGCACGGCGCCGAGGUUGGCGAAGCGCUGCUCCUAUAUGCGCUGGGUGUAAUUCUGAGUUCAAUCUUAAACAAGACACUAAUCUUCAAGGUGGCUCCACAGGUGGCGAAAACAGUAUGGCAGACUCUAGUCAGCUAAUGCUUAUGGCAUCAGGCAUUAUAUACCAUCAAGCCUGCGCUCCUGUAUCAGUAGCCUAG
Rhizoctonia solani is the source of this 4563-nucleotide messenger RNA. RefSeq names its product vacuolar protein sorting-associated protein 8. The transcript has 4 exons. Lineage: Eukaryota; Fungi; Basidiomycota; Agaricomycetes; Cantharellales; Ceratobasidiaceae. Gene Ontology annotation, molecular function: protein binding. Gene Ontology annotation, cellular component: HOPS complex; late endosome. Gene Ontology annotation, biological process: endosomal vesicle fusion; protein targeting to vacuole. Bases 1 to 4563 code for a protein of 1520 amino acids. The record is from RefSeq and is a predicted model, not a curated record.